Moneuplotes crassus is the source of this 4252-nucleotide messenger RNA. Lineage: Eukaryota; Ciliophora; Spirotrichea; Euplotida; Euplotidae. The record is from the annotation of a GenBank genome assembly.
GAAAAAUUUAAAUUCAAUUUACCCAGGAAUGAAGAGCAAACGUAAAUCCUCAGAUGGUAGGAAGAAGUCACACUCUAAAGGAAAUAAUUCGAAUGUAGCUGCGACUCCGGACAUGAUGCUAUAUGACAAUAGUAUUAAUUAUUCUAAGUACAAUCCAACAUAUAAAGACUAUUCCUCCUUCACUCGUAAGACAAGUCACAAAGUUGGAGGCAGUGGUAUCAAUACAAGCAAGCUCACAGGGGGCAAGAAAGGCAGAAUCGAGAGAGACAAGUCCAAAUAAAUCUAAAGGAAAUUUCUCACAAAAUAUGGGUUACCAUAAGUUAAGCACGGAUGGAAAUUAUAGUUAUGACUAUAAAGCAACUAAGCAAGGAUACAAAAGAAUACAUGGUAAAAGCGUUACUGCUAAUACUUCCCCUAUAUCCUCAACUAACAGACCAGGAUCUAAUAAGAAGCACAUGCAGAGCCUGAACCAGAGCAGUAUCGGCUUUUCACAUUCUCAGCACGUUUCUCCUUCAUUAUCAAAGUCAAACAAGCUUUAUAGACCGAAGAAGGAUAAACUUCCUGCUUCUACCACCUAUGCCUUGGCUCAGAUCGGGAAGAAGACUUAUGUAGUCCCAACUUCAGGAGGAAACAGCAAUUCUGAGAAGUCAAACAAGCCUUCACUAAAAGGGUCAAAUUACAAAGGAAAUACUGCUUACAAUGAUGCAUUCGGUUAUUGAAAGUACAGCAUUCCAGACUCCAAGACUUCAAAACGGAAGGAUUCGAAGCAUAUGAAGAACAGGCUAGACCUUAAAAUGAUCAAUGAUUAUGAAGAGAAGAAAGCCUUUUCAAUGGUCUCUAAUAUGAUCAACAAGAAAGAGUUUGCCGACCCUAUGAACAUCAGAGGAAUUGAGAACAAUAACUUGACCAAAGAGAGCCCACUUCCUAUCCGAGAUGAGAAUGGACUGAGGCUGUUACUCCAGCAGAACAAAGUUGGAAAGGGAUUCAACCUUGACUAUAGUAUCAUGGAUGGAGGUACUGGAGGAGGAAACUCCAAGAGAAUGAAUAGCUACCUCAAAAAUAGAUCUUCUAAAAGAAGCAAUUCUGAGAAUGGUAAAAUUAAAAAUAAAAGAGGUGGAUAUAACAAAAAGACCAAAAAGUACUUUGGAAACUCUCAGAAAACAAGAAAAACCGAUAAUAGAAGCUACUCAAAGAAGAAAUAUCAACAACACCCAAAUGAGCUUAGGAGAAAAACAAACAGUGUUGAACCUCCAGAAGGAAUCAUGCCUCAUUCACCUCAUAGUGCUUCUAAGUACCACCAUCGACAUCAUAAGUCAGUGACUCAGCCAAAACCUACUUUCAUGGGAGGUCCGAAGCACAAAACAAAGCAUUAUGUAAUGUCUCAAGGAAACAGUGAUUUGAAAUAUAAACUAGAAAAAGCUAAGAGUAAAGGAAAAGGAUUCAGGAGAUUCCACAAAUCCGAUGUGAACUCCUUGGAAAGAGAUGACUCUAGUGAUUAUGACAGAGCAAUCGAUCAGCCAAUGAUUUCAAAGGAAAUGAGGAUCCCCUCUGAUGUAUAUGAGAGCUACAAAAGAAAGAAGUAUAUUUCAUCUGCGGUUGAUACUCCCAUUUCUAAUAUGUCCAAGGAGAUAUCUCCAAACUUUAUUUCAAACAACCAUUCGAAAAUGAGAGCAUCAAGCUUAUCUAACAAGAACUCUCGUCCAAAUUCGACUAAGGAAAGCAAAAAGAGAGCUUCUUCUUCGAAUACAUCACAGGACAGGAAAAAGCUGAAUAGGACAAAGAAUUCCUCUAACAGUCAUGAAAUGUCUGGCCAGAUGGAUAAUUAUGCUGUUCAGAAAUAUUAUGACGCAAUGAACAACAAGAGUCACCAUAAAUCUGUUCAGCCCAAUAACGGGAAUCAUAACUAUAGUCACAUAGGGUGGGAAGGCCCUAUAUCUUAUAGUAAGAAAGGAAGUCUCAAUGUUAUUGAAGAGUCUCUUAAUAAGAGCAAGAAGUCUCUUAGCCAUAGUAAAAAGCAGAUAUUGUUGAAGUCUAGCCAAAAAGAUAGCAGUAAAAAUUUUAAGAGUAAGAACUCAAAUGACAAGGUCAAAGUAAUGCACAAGAAAAAGCUGAAAGAUCUUGAGAUUGAAAAAUCCCAUGCACCUUUUGAAAUGAUGCCGAAUGGAUAUUUUGACUAUCAGCCAGCUGAGAAUAAGAAGUAUGAUGUUCUAGGGAAGCAUAAAUAAAGCUAAAUCAGGAAGUAAAGAAGUGCACUCUCAACUUGCUAACUACAAUGAUAAAAAAAGUAUUGGGUUUAAAGAUUCUAUUAAGAAUGAGUAUGAAGAAAUCAAGCCUUCUCAGAAGCCAGGACAUCGCAAGGUUGAGUCAAAGCAUGAGAAUUACAUUGAAAAGCUUGAUGAUAAUAGCAUUACAGAUGAAAUUUGAGAAAUCAAUCAUCAUGACUUGUUGAAUUAUAUUCCACAGAAGUUGUUCUUUAGCAUCGAUAAAUCAGAGUUUGAGGCUUUGUCACCUCGAAGUAAAGAAAUCAAUUCGACCAUCCUAAUAGUAAAGAAGUCAUUCAAAGAGUACAAUAAGCCCCCUGUUACAACGACCGACUUCUACAAAAUUGGUCGGAUGCUAGGCAAAGGAGCUUUUGGGAAAGUAAAUUUAGGUAUGCACAAAGUUGCUAGGAAACUUGUGGCUAUCAAAUCUAUGAACAAAGACUUCCUGAAUGAUGAGAAAUCGAAGAAAAAGUUGAUGCAGGAAGUAUCAAUCAUUAAGAGAACCAGACACCCCAAUGUAGUCAAGCUCUACGAAACCUUUGAGUCUGAGAAGCAUGUUCUAUUCUCAAUGGAAAUGUGCGCAGGUGGAGACCUCCUCAACUAUGUCAGGAAGAGAAGGAAACUCAAAGAGCCAGUAGCCAAAAUCCUGUUCAAGCAAAUCAUCGAGGCUAUUGGCUAUAUUCACACCAGAAGUAUUGUGCACAGAGAUAUAAAGCUGGACAACAUUCUGCUUGACGGUAAAGGAAAUGUCAAGAUCGGAGAUUUUGGGGUUUCGAGGAUAUACAGAGAAGGACAAAUCAUGAAGGAACAGUGAGGUACUCCUGCCUAUAUUGCUCCUGAGAUCCUACAAGAUAGAGGCUACAAAGAGUUUGGAGUAGACAUCUGGAGCGCUGGUGUUGUCCUCUAUUCUAUGUUGUAUGGCAGUGUUCCCUUCAAAGCCAAUAAUAUGGAAGAGCUGCAUACAAUGAUUUUGAGUGCAAAGUAUACACUUAAAGAAGAUAUUACUGAAGAGGCAAGGAAUUUGUUGAGAGGCAUGCUUGAGAAGAAUCCUAAGAAGAGGCUCAAGGUUCCUCAAAUUUUGAAACAUGAGUGGUUCAAAGAUAUUGACAAGUCUAUCUCUAUUUUCAAUGAUCAGGAAAAAUCCCAGAUCAAGAAAGAAUUUACUUAUAAUGAAGCUAGAAGGAUUCAAAGAAAAGAUGAUGAGCUUGAAGCUGCAGAUUGAUUCACCGAACUGGACAUUGACACUUCAAGGAACACAGAGCUUAAGAAUGUAUCAACAAAGUCAAUUAUUCUUGCCCCAUUUACCUCUACAAAGAGCCAUGUCUCUAGUCUUCAUGAUAGUGUGAAGGAACUGAUGAAGGACAAGAAUAGAAUAAUCAAGUUUGCAGCUAGGUGUAGAGAAACAGACAGGCAGUACGAAAUCAACAACUGAUGGGAGCUUGAUAAUGGAGUUUAUAAUAAGUUUGUAUACAACGAAAAUGAAGAUUCCAAAGGUGGCGAUAAUAUCUCUGAAUCAUCUCAAACAGAUCGAUCAAAUUUAGGUAAGAAAAAGAAAAAAUCUAAGAAGCCUCAAGGAGCUGAUGCCUUUUUGAAUGAUUCCCUUGAAUCCUCCUUCAAGGAUUCUACUCUUAAAAGCAUGGAGGAAGACCAGAAGAGAAGACAAGAAAACCAGUUCUUCUCUGAUGAAGAGGAAGAAGAGGAGGAAGAUCAUGUCAAAAGAAUGAAAGAACUCCUCUGAGCAAACAAGUCUGAAGACAAAGAUCUUGAGAAGUCUGACACAACCUCUACUCAUUACAAUUUUGUUCUCGACGAGGGCAUUGUAAAAGCUACUUGUCAGUUUGGAUAUCCAAGAGAGUAUGUCAUUAAAUGAUUAGAGAGCAAUGAAGCCAAUUACUGCACAGCUGCAUAUUACUUACUUGGCACCGAUCAGGACUACAGCACGUAGAUAAUGUUUGAAACCUAAGUUUUAAGCCUAAUUAGCCCAUUUUGAU